Molecule: messenger RNA, 2570 nt
Organism: Caenorhabditis sp. 36 PRJEB53466
Lineage: Eukaryota; Metazoa; Nematoda; Chromadorea; Rhabditida; Rhabditidae
Source: the annotation of a GenBank genome assembly
AUGGCUUAUGCUCUGGACGUCACCAAACCAGAAUUCGACGUGGAAGCCUAUAUGGUUAAGUGAGUCGUUGAAUAGUUUUCAGUUAAAUUUCUCCUUGCUGACCCAGUCCUAUCAACCAGUUCGUACAUUUAUCACGGUCCAUUAGAGUCGAAUGAUAACAUCAAUCGAUUCAAUGUAACUUACAGAAUUCUAAAAGAAAAGUCACUGAAUGAAUUGGUCAAAGAAGAAGAAUCGAUGGUUUCUGCCGUACGGAGACUCGACUCGGACGUGCAUCAGAUCGUGUACGAGAACUAUAAUAAGUUCUUGACGGCCACGAAUACUGUCCGAAAGAUACAAGACGAGUUCACACAACUCGAUUCGGUACGUUUUUGUGUUCUUCAAUUCUGAAUUCUGAGUCCUCACUUUCAGGAGAUGAAGUCGUUGAGUCAAAGCAUGCAAACAAUAUCUUCGUUGAUUGGAAACUUGGACGGUGUGCUCGGAGAGAAAAGAGAUGACAUCUUGCAGCUGGGAAGCUCGUACAAAGUGGUGAACAGUCUGAAACAUAUCUUCGAUCUGCCACUUGUUCUUCAGGUAUAAUAUUCGUACGUUCGGUUUCUUCAUUCAAAAAAGAUUCUUUCAGAGUGAAUUUGACGAGCGAAACUACGGUGAAGUGCUUCGAAUGUUCAAGCUGGCCGAAGAAUCCCUUGAGCAGUACAAAGAUGUUCCGACAGUUCAAAGUGUUCUGGAGAAGAGCCGAAAAAUAUACGACAUUACUGAGAAGCAGCUGAUGGAUCAACUCAGAAAUCCCGCUUCUGGUGCCGAGUUCGUUUCGGAAGCGGUCGAUCUUCUGUUAACGAUCGGAAGGGACAAGGAUGAAGUGCAGAAGAUGUUGCUCACUUGCUCGGAACAAUCACUGAGAGUAGAUCUGAAAGAUUUGCAACAAAAUCAUGCGGAUGUGCUUGAUUUAGUGGACCGAGCAUCGGAGAGUUUCAUCCCGAAUCUCACUCUGAUUGCCACCACGCACGAUCGGUUAUUCGAAGAGAAAAGAGACGAGCUUUUAGCCGUAUUGCAGACGGAAAUGAAUUCGCUUCACGCGCUCGUUUCUAAAGUGUUCCUCUCCUCCAGCGACGCCAAGGAUUGCUCCAUUGUCGUCCGUGCUCUAGACCGAUACUUCCGAAAGAUUUCCACUUGUCGUCACGUCAUUCCGGGACUCGACUUCCUUCCGCUCACAAUCGAACUCAUAAACGAAGUUUCCGAGCAUGAAAUUGAUCUAUCAUUGACACGGAUAAAGGAAGAGCUCCGAAGUUCGUUAAAUGACGUUCGGAAGGCGUUGGUAAACGAAGAGAAGGAUCUGUCGGUGCUGGUGAGCAAGAUAGAGCAAGUGUUCGUGCACCAGGUGAAGGUGAAGUUAUAUCCCCGUGGCCCCGUUCCGACGGAUUCACUUACAGACCGCUCUCGCCAAUCUUCUUUUGUUCACUGCAAGCGAUGUCACCUUUGCCACGCUGCCUCCAGAUGAAUUCCGUCAAUCGUUCGCUCUGAAUGCACAUGAACGUCUUCUCGUUCAGGCAUUCCAUCGAUUUACUGAGUUAGCUGAUGAAUACGGUAAUUGAAAACGUCUCUCUAUCUUUUACUUCUCUCUCAUUUUCCAGAGGCGGGCGCUGGCAAUAUUCGUUUUGUGGAUCCGCGAGUCCUUCUCAUCUUUGCCGUUGCCCUCCAGCACCUCUCCAAUAAGUCGGCCACGUACCUUCUGAACCUCUGCCGAGAACAGUUCUCAUUGACUCCAGAUGACGGGCUCACAGACAUUACCGUCGUGACCGCCGAAGUCAAAACGAGAGCCCAAAAGUUGAUCCGUUGUUACGCGGAAAAGACGGGGCUGGCUUUCGGAGAGACGCUCGUGAAAGGAUGUACAAUGCUCGUUCAGCCCGCGGCCACUCCGAAUGCAGUCCGAGCAUCUGUGCGCCGUUUAGUGGAGGAAAUGACCGCUUGUGACGGAGAACUUACGCAGUUGCUGGGCGGAGAAACAAAGCCAAAAGACAUCCGAGUCAGGUAGAAUCAUCUCAUUAAAAACAUCCCAACUCGUUCUCCAGCCGCCGUCCGAUCACGACCGCUCUUGAUGCCGCAAGGGACUCCCUUUGGUGCGAACGAAUAGAUUUCCACCUUCAAAUCCACGUGAGCUCGUCCAUUUUACUGCCUGAAUCUAUUUUCGUGCUGUUCAGUUCAAUCGUUCCUCGAUCAUCACUGCAAUUAUCAAAGUGGUUCUGAAGAUCUUCAUUGAGUCGAUCCGUCUGCAGACGUACUCAAAGUUCGGAGUGGAACAAGUGCAAGUAGACUGCUAUUAUCUGCAGAGAUGCCUGGCUGCCAUGAUCUCCGACGAAGUAACCCUACCCCCUCUCUCUCUCUCUCUCUCUCUCUCUCUUCUGAUUCCGUCACUCUUUCAGGUGGUUGUCAAUUCAAUGGUCGACCAAGCCCUAUCGUCCGCUCUCAAACGAUGCCAAGAUCCGGUGCUCGUUCAUCCGUCCCGUUUGGCGCAACUCUGCGAGCAACCACCGCCAAAUCGGCCGAGCUCACAGUCGUCAAGCCUUGGAUACUAA